Molecule: messenger RNA, 3966 nt
Organism: Schistosoma rodhaini
Lineage: Eukaryota; Metazoa; Platyhelminthes; Trematoda; Strigeidida; Schistosomatidae
Source: the annotation of a GenBank genome assembly
AUUUCUCUUCGAUAUUCUCACUCGGUAUAUAUAAGUAUUAUUCAUUCAAACUUGAAUAAUAUUCAUACGUUUCCAAGUUUGCUAUUUGUAUUCUUUACACUCAGAUAUCUUUAAAUGUUAUGUGGUUGGAGUUGAUAGUGGAUCAUUCAGAAUCAGAGUUACUUCUACUCAGCUAUUCAAGCAUUGUUUGACAUUCUGUAGGACUAAGCAAACAUGGCAUUGUUUACUGUUCAAUGAUCAAACAAUACUAUCUCUGACAUCUACCCAUUUGGUUAAAUAACAAUAUUACAGUUGGGUUGCUUUUCAUUCUAAUAUUGUUCAAUUUUAUCUAAUUGUAGUAAUAUUUGAUUAUGGAAAGAAGUCGUAUAGCUUUAACGUUUUACGAUAUGGGUGUAGUGAAAUUCGGAAAGUAUCAAUUGAAAUCCGGUUUAAUCUCUCCAAUCUAUAUUGAUUUACGAAUUCUUAUUUCUUCACCUAAAUUUAUGGAUGAAAUUGCACAAUCACUUAUCGCUUUAUUGCCAAAUAAUGGAAUAGAUCUUAUAUGUGGUGUUCCAUAUGCCGCCUUACCAAUAGCAGCGUGUAUUUCUGUUCAGAAAAAUAUUCCAAUGGUGAUGUGUCGAAAAGAGGCAAAAUCUUAUGGAACUAAACAAAUCAUUGAAGGUAUAUGGAAGAAUGGACAAAAUUGUGUAAUAAUUGAAGAUGUCAUCACUUCUGGUAGUAGUGUUUGUUCAGUGGCUCAGCUUCUUCGACAGUCUGGUAUAUACACUGAACAUGCAAUUAUCAUAAUUGAUCGUGAACAAGGAGGACCUGCUUAUUUAAAAGAUCAAAAUAUUAGAAUUACAAGUUUAUUCACGUUAACUGAAUUAUUAGAGAUUUUACAUCAAGAAAAUCGUAUUACUAAAGAACAGUUUGAUGAAACUAUUUUAUUUAUUCAUAGUUCACCAAAACCUGAGAUCCCAUCUGAAUUGAAAUUUACAUGUUCUCAAUUGGAUCGAUUAAAUCAAAUUAUCCAAUCAAAACAAUCACGUUUAUGUGUAGCUAUGGAUAUUUUAGAUCCAAUUAAAUUACUUCAAUUAACCGAUGAAAUAGGGUCAGAAGUUUGUGCUAUCAAAUUGCAUUUAGAUAUUUUAUUGUCUAACACAAAUCCUGAAAUGAUUAUUAAAGGUCUAUGUAAUCUAUCUGUGAAACAUGGAUUUUUAAUUAUCGAGGAUAGGAAAUUGGCCGAUAUUGGUCAAACAGUAUACAAUCAAUUAUUGCACGGUGUUUAUAGGAUUGCUGAAUGGUGUGAUAUGAUUACAGUACAUUGUUUAUCUGGUCCCGGUUUAUUUGAUGCUUUUCGUAAAGUGAAUCAAAAGUUACUAGAAAAUGGGAAACAACAUCAAAUAGCAGCAUUAGUAGUGGCUGAAAUGAGCUGUCAAAUAUUGGAGAAGAUUUUGUAACUUAGGUGGAUGAUUUUGGUAGAGUUUCGUUCGUUGAGCUGGAUGGUUUAACAUCAGUCAAACUGAUCAGCAAGAACGAAUUUAAAUAUAAAAAAUAAUAAACAUAUCUUACCACAUAUCAAGGAUAUAUCAGAAAUCAAAUGAGUAUCUAAGCUGUUUGGAUUAAAUGUAGCACGUAAACCAAAAAGUCAUUUCAAUCAAUCCUAUGCAAACCAAAGGACGAAAUAACAAAAGAAAAGAAGCCAAAUACCAUUUACUUGACAAAUUGUUCCAACUGCGAGAAACAAAAUCGGACAAAGUAGAUACCCUCAUCGUCGUCUGUAUGAACAUCAACUAGCUGUCCAACUCCAUGCUGUAUUUUCGCUUAUGGUAAUGCAUGUGCAUAAUUAUGGACAUAAGUUCGACUGGAAAAAUGCAGAUGGCCAUAGGUUACAGGCAAACAACAACCAGCCAAGUUCAAGGUUGUCAAGACAAGCUGUCAGCUAUAUAUGGGCGAAUAAGAAUAAUUCACUUCUACCUGAAGGAGCUUUGACAACUGAAUCGUAUAAGGAUCAAUGCACUAGUUUGAUUAAAAUGAAUACUGAUAUCAUUGGCGGUUUUGUAGCCCAACAUCCUAUUUCAGGAAUCAAUAUUUGUUCGUCAAAUAUUUCAUAUUGGGUACCAGGUGUAAAACUUGUUAAUUCCAAUGAUGAUUUAGGCCAAAAUUACAAUACACCUGAACAAGUCAAGAAACGUUUUACAACUACAUCUUCAUUAUCUAUUAUAAUGAUUGUUGGUAGAGGAAUAACUGAAUCAGAGAAUAUUCGUCAAGAAGCUAUAAAUUAUCGUUUAGCGUCCAUUCAAUAAAUUCAAUGGGUAUAUACAUAUAUACAAUAUGGGUUUUGGUUAUUUUUCUAAUUACAACCAAUCAAAUUUCAAAACACAACAACAAGUUUUAAAUAUCACUCAAAUCGGUUCGAGAUUGUUUUUUUUCCUUUUCUAUGAGAUAUACAAUACAUACGUUUGGUGCUUUUGUAGUUGAGUUAAUAAUUCAUUUUCAGGGAACAUGGAUGAAUAGGGUAUUACAUUAUUUCAUUUUAGAUAAGGGUUUAAUUUUGCCGAUGAUACAAUCAAUGGUUUAAGAUAUUUCUUUUCUCUCUCGAGUAUACUGCGACAAUACAUUAUUACGAUAAUGAAACUAGUCAGAUUGUGUAGUGAACGAACACUCAGGUGGGGAAGAUCAGUUUAUUGUUUAAUGCACAAUCACACAGUGAUCUAGUCAAAUGUGGAAAUCACACAUCAAAUACAUCAUUUGCACAUCUUUGAAUUAUCUCUUACACGCUUCAUUCCUGUCAUCUUGAUUACUUUUCGUUUUCUUCUCCUCAUGUCAAACUUUCGCUCGCAGAGAUUCCAUUUCCGAACGAUGUUACAUACUACUUAUAUUAGAGUGAGGAGUAUUAGGUUUAGCAGUAAUAAAGAUAAAAUAUCACAUAUGUUAUGUGUUAGGCUGAAAAUUUUACGUGUCAGAAGUAAUUGGCGACAAGACUACCACUAAACUGACUAGAAGUUAUCCCUCACCUGACCCCUCAAGUGAACACAGUAAGAAAGAAAUCUAUACAACCCCGAGACCAACAAUACGACGAGUAAAAUUUCAAUGCAGUAAAAAAAUACUACAUAUAGAGCAUGAUAUAUAUACACCAAGUGCUAGAUGAGGUCGUCGAUGAUAAAUUUCGCUAAAUUCUAAAAGAAACUAUCGCCCCUCAAAAUGCAAAAGAGACUAAUAAGCAAACUUUUAGACCCAAUAAACAAGAAAUGGAUGUAAGAAAUUACUCAAAAAGAGUACAAGACAGGAAAGAAGUGAGGUAUUGCUGGUGAAAUUAGUCCACCGAACUAAACAAGACAGUCUGUUCAUAAAAACAGAGGUUAACAAAAAGAUUGCAAAAGACAUAAUAAAUUUCUUCCAGGGCAUAACGGCCAAAACAGUAGAAACUUUCCAAACGAAAUGAGAAAAAUCAGGCAUAUGUGAAUGUUAUAAACGUUCUAUUCAUUUUCAGCAAUCAACCCCUGAAUAAGAGCGAAACGAGUCAGCCUAUCGAUUGGUCUCUCAUGAAAGAUUACCAUCGAAAGGCUAUUUAGUGCUACCAAAUAUAAACUUAAAAAAAACAAAACGCAAGUCAUUGGUAUGUCUGACACUUCAAUAGACCAGAGCGAACCAAAUAAAUAUCAGUAUCAUAAAAAAAACACUCCAGAACUAGUCCACGAAAUAAUAAAACAAGUUACAGAAAAUUUUAUACCAAAGGACGACUACUGAGAAAAUUCAACCACAUCAGUUCACAUUGGGUAGAUGCGGAUGCAUUUAGUUUUAAAAUUUUUGUUGAGCCUAUCCUUGAAAUUUCUCGCAAUAGACAUGACUAGCUCAGGAAAAUUAUAAAGCAUUUUAUCCAAUCAGCAUUUGAUUAGAAGUUCUGCCAGAAAUAUCGCGAAAAUGUAAAGUCACAUGUAGAGGUUCUGAUUCACUGAUUACUACACUGCUACUAUGUUUAGUAGU